This is a messenger RNA of Gossypium raimondii (Peruvian cotton), 2913 nucleotides long. RefSeq names its product vacuolar protein sorting-associated protein 51 homolog. Bases 185 to 2524 code for a protein of 779 amino acids. The transcript is spliced from 20 exons. NCBI's taxonomy places the organism in Eukaryota, Viridiplantae, Streptophyta, Magnoliopsida, Malvales, Malvaceae. The record is from RefSeq and is a predicted model, not a curated record. Gene Ontology annotation, cellular component: GARP complex; EARP complex; membrane. Gene Ontology annotation, biological process: Golgi vesicle transport; retrograde transport, endosome to Golgi; lysosomal transport.
CGAAUUGCGUCGCAUCUAAGGAAAGACGGUGCACCAAAAUAACCGUGCAGCCAAGCUGGUUUGUUCAACGCCAAGUCGUUCAUUUUCAUUGCCUGUGAAAAAUUUCACUCGUUUCCCGAUCUAAAACCAAAAUCUCCCUCAUUGUGAUUCGCGGCGAACAAAUCAUUAGUAGAAAGAGCAGAAAAUGGGGACGGAAGAUGUUCCUUUGGACGACAAGGCGAAGAGAAUGAGAGAUCUGCUGUCGAGCUUCUACUCUCCAGAUCCUUCUUCGACAAACGACGCUUCUUCAAACCACGGCAGCUUAGACGCUAUCGACACCACUUCUUUCGAUGCCGAUCAGUACAUGAACCUCCUGAUACGGAAGUCGAAUUUGGAAGCGCUUCUUCAGAGGCAUGUUGAAAUGGCAGCUGAAAUUAAGAAUAUCGAUACCGACUUGCAAAUGCUGGUUUACGAGAAUUACAACAAGUUCAUCAGUGCCACGGAUGCAAUUAAACGGAUGAAAAGUAAUAUUGUAGGCAUGGAAACAAAUAUGGAUCAUCUGCUUGACAAGAUAAUGUCAGUGCAAUCUAAAAGUGAUGGGGUCAACACUUCUCUUUUUGAAAAGAGAGAACAUAUAGAGAAGUUGCACCGGACACGUAAUCUUCUGCGUAAAGUUCAGUUCAUUUAUGAUCUGCCCGUUAGACUUGAAAAGUGCAUCAAGUCAGAAGCAUAUGCUGAUGCUGUCAAGUUCUACACUGGAGCAAUGCCAAUUUUUAAGGCUUAUGGAGAUUCGUCAUUUCAGGACUGUAAACAAGCAUCUGAAGAAGCGAUUGCUAUAAUAGUUAAAAACUUGCAGGGAAAGCUGUUUUCAGACUCUGAAUCCAUUCAAGCUAGAGCUGAAGCUGCAGUGCUUUUGAAGCAGUUGGAUUUUCCGGUGGAUAGCUUACAGGCAAAACUGCUUGAAAAGUUAAAGGAGUCUCUUGGAGACCUUCAGCUUAAACCAGAUGAAAUUGAGAAUGUUUCUGUGGAGUCUAAUGAUCCUAAACAGGGAGAAGUGUCAGACUCAAUUCCUAUUGCAGCUCAUGAGGGUUCUGUCCUUGGGUUUGCGGAGGCUAUCCGUGCUUAUCGAGUAAUAUUUCCUGACUCAGAGGGGCAACUAACUAAACUUGCUCAAGACUUGGUUGUCAAGCACUUUGAAACUACUCAGCAGUAUGUCAAGGGACUGAUUUCUUCUGGCAGUCUCCUGGGUGUUCUUCGGAUUAUUUGGACAGAUGUGCUUCUAAUGGAUGAAGUGUUAAGUGAGGCUGUUCUACCUGGUUUCUCUCUGGAGGCUGCCCAAGUUGCUCUUAAACAGUAUGUUGCCAGCACGUUUAGUUACCUUCUAGGCGACAUAUCAGAUGCCCUUCUGAGAGUAAAUGUUAGUUCAAAAGAGGCAGCAGAGGAGCUCCCCUUGCAGGUUGCUUUGGAAGCCAGCAAAAAAGCUGUGCUCCAGGGCAGCAUGGAUGUCUUACUGGAUUUCCGCAAACUUCUUGAUGAUGACUUAGGGCUGCUAGUUCAAUUGAGAGAUUUCAUAAUUGAUUGGGUUCAAGAAGGAUUUCAGGACUUCUUCAGGGCUCUUGAUGAUCGUUUUCUCUUACUUUCGGGAAGAAAGAGUUCAUCCAGUCAAGAUCAAGAUUUAACUGGAGCACACGGCGAAAAAGUUCUUGCUGGUCUUGUCCUGGUGUUGGCUCAACUUUCCGUUUUCAUUGAACAAACUGCUGUCCCAAGAAUAACCGAGGAAAUAGCUGCUUCCUUUUCUGGUGGUGGUGGUCGAGGCUAUGAAAAUGGACCUGCUUUUGUUCCUGGGGAGAUAUGUCGAAUAUUUCGGUCAGCUGGUGAAAAGCUUUUGCUUCAUUAUACAAAAAUGAGAACUCAGAAGGUAUCUACUCUGCUAAGAAAGCGGUUUACAACACCAAACUGGGUCAAGCACAAGGAACCUAGAGAAGUUCAUAUGUUCGUUGAUUUGUUUCUUCAAGAGUUGAAGGAAAUAGGAAGUGAGGUGAGGCAGAUUUUACCUCAAGGGCUCUCGCGUAAGCACCGGCGCUCUGACAGCAAUGGAAGCACUGCCUCAUCCCGGAGUAACCAAUUACGAGAUGAUAAAAUGACUAGGUCAAAUACACAGAGAGCCAGGAGCCAGCUUUUAGAAACACAUCUAGCAAAAUUGUUCAAACAAAAAGUUGAAAUUUUUACAAAAGUUGAAUAUACACAGGAGUCCGUUGUAACAACUAUAGUAAAACUUUGCCUUAAAAGCUUGCAAGAAUUUGCCAGACUCCAGACCUUUAAUCGAAGUGGUUUCCAGCAAAUUCAACUGGAUAUUCAAUUCUUAAGGACUCCUUUGAAGGAAACUGUUGAAGACGAAGCGGCGAUUGAUUUCUUACUUGACGAGGUGAUUGUUGCAGCAUCAGAGCGUUGUCUUGACCCGAUUCCUCUCGAGCCUCCAAUUUUGGACAGACUCAUACAAGCUAAGUUAGCAAAAUGGAAGGAACAGAAUCCAGUUACACCCUAGAAGUUGAAAACUAAAAGUGGUACGAAUGGCCCUGCUUUAUUGUUGCUUGGAUUGUAAUCUUUUGAUGUGAUUCAAUGGUGGAAAGGAAAAUUUCGUAUCUGAUCCUGACGUGAUUCAUGUUCAAGUUGCUACCGCUCACAUCUUGGCAUACACCGAGUCGGCGUUUAUAAUCAGAUGAUCUAAUUCAACCUUAGGGUUUCUGAUUUGUAUGACUUAGAAAAAAUCAUUUUGGAAUGAGUCAUAGCUCGUGUACAACGAACUCUUCAUAGCCCUUCUUUGUCCAAAAAAAAAAAAAUUCCAUUUACUAUCCUUGAAAAGUACCUUGUGGUCAUGGAUAUCUCACAUACAUUAAAAUGAUUACGUCCCCAUGCAUGUUCUUGCUUCCCUCA